Cyphellophora attinorum is the source of this 1638-nucleotide messenger RNA. Its product is annotated as G protein-coupled receptor GPR1. Lineage: Eukaryota; Fungi; Ascomycota; Eurotiomycetes; Chaetothyriales; Cyphellophoraceae. Gene Ontology annotation, cellular component: plasma membrane. Gene Ontology annotation, molecular function: G protein-coupled receptor activity. The transcript has a single exon. Bases 1 to 1638 code for a protein of 545 amino acids. Gene Ontology annotation, biological process: adenylate cyclase-activating G protein-coupled receptor signaling pathway. The record is from RefSeq and is a predicted model, not a curated record.
AUGUCCGAGUUCAGUUCGGGCCUCGUCUCACACAUCUUCGGGACUCGAGACAGUAACAAUGCGGCUGUUGGAACCUUCACGCCUUCGCAGAACAGAGCCACCUUGAUCGUUGGCCUGACUUGCGCAUGCAUCAGCCUCGCUAUCGCAUUCACGACGCUGCGGUGGUUCGUGGUUAUGAGAAGGCUAUUCAGGCAUCAUCUGAUACUAUUGCUUGUGCUCAGCGAUGCCUGCAAAGCCGUCUGGUACUUCGUCUUUGGUGUGGUUGCGAUCUCAGGAGGACCUGUCUCUUCGUCGUCUAGCUUUUGCCAGGCGCAGGGAUUUCUGCUGCUCAUGGCCAUGGAAAUGUCUGACAUGUCAAUACUUAUAAUUGCGCUGCACACGGUUCUGUGCAUCUUCAAACCAGGGCCUAGGAUUGGCGAAGGUGGAUUGUACCCAUAUCGACACUGGUUGUACCCGGUCUGGCUUGCACCUCCAAUACUCGCUGCAUCGUUGGCCUUCAUCAAAGAAGGAGAUGCGUACUCGACAGCUGGUACAUAUUGUUUCCUGCCGAAAAGGCCCUUCUGGUAUCGAUUGGCCUUGUCUUGGAUACCGAGGUAUAUCAUCAUAACUCUGAUUCUGUUGAUGUACGCUUCGAUCUACAUCUACGUACACGUCAAGUUCCAUGGAUUCCGAAAUUUGCAAGCGAACGAGUCUUCCAGAGACUCGACGACUCUUACAUCACGAAGAACAACAGAAGCUACUGUCGUCGAUUCAGCACCAUCACCGCGGACGGUCACAGUAUUGCCGCCUGUGGCUUCACCGCCCAGAGCACGCCUCAGUCGGCCUGGUAUGCUGAGAGGAAAUUCAUACAGCUCCAUCAAAGCUGCGAAAGAGCCUGUGGAGCCAAGACCGCCUUGGGAGGCAAUGUCCUUCAUCACGGAAUCGCCUUUCGCAUCGGCUGCCGCGCCAGCGGCCGCGUCUCCCAACCCAAAGACGUCCCCGACCAAUUCAGAAAGCUCUGUGACGGACACUUCGGAGGCUGGAGACCCGCGAAAACAGUCCGAGACACCCACCAACUUCACGAACGACACAGUUGUCACGCACGCUACUUUCAACACUGGUGCCAACUUGAAAGCCAGCGGCGACCCAGCGAGUAAUGGAACGACCGACCAUCUCAAAGCAACACGUGCAGCAAUUAGGAAACAGUUGCGUUUCCUGUUCAUCUACCCCAUCAUCUACAUACUGAUGUGGACGUUCCCGUUCGCGAGUCACGUAACGAUGUAUUCGGACAACCUGGUCAAGCACCCGAUCUACUGGCUGAGCAUACUGUCUACAAUAUCAUUAGCUCUACAGGCGGGUGUCAACGGCGUGGUGUUCUCGUUCAAGGAGCGGCCCUGGAGACGCAUCGACCGAGACUCUCGCCUUUCCGUCAACCUUCGACUGUGGAGACGCGGUUGUCUGCCUUCAGAGCCUGAGUUCGAGGAGGAAGACAGGAACAAGCCAAAGCGUCAGGCCAACACGAAUUGGUGGGAGGCAGAAGGUCGGAAGAGGAAAGAUAGUGUAUGGAUGGGCACUGAUAUGCUGACCACUUUCACGUCGCGGAGGCAGCAAAGGCCGGAUACUGCUUUAGACAGUAUACAUGAGAGGUCGGUGGCAUGA